AUGUCAGCAAAUCGUAUUGUGAACCAGCCCUCCAUUGACGAGUGUGACAGCCUGUUGUGCCAGCCGGGCACCAUCUUCGAGAUCGAGACCUUUGAGCUCAAUGGUCGCCAGCUCCGUACUUGGAAACACCAAGACCCCCACUGGCGUGCUUUCAUCGAGCCCAGGAUGAAGCAGUUUGCCAACCAGGAGUUCGUCUCGUCGCCCCUCCCCCUGCCUGCGACGCACGAGGAGCGUGAGCACGUCUCGUACGGUGAGAUGCUCCGUAGGGGCUAUGUCAUCGGCGCUUGGCUGCGUGCUCGCGGUGCGGGUGUCGGCACCCGUGUCGCCAUUGGUGGUAUCAACAGCGCCGAGUGGGUCGCUGCCUUUGUUGGCUGUCACCUCAUUGGUGCUGUUCCCGUCCUCCUCAACUCGACUCUGCACCCCGAUGCUCAGCUGCACUGCCUGGCCCUCACUGAGCCCGAGGUCGUGUUUGUCGACGCCAACCUUGCCAACGUUCUCGGCGGCAUUGGCCGGGCUGCUCUGAAGCAGAAGAAGGUCGGCGAGGUGUACUGCUGGUCCAGUAUCGCUCACCUUCCCGCCGCCGUGCGCCACGAGGUCAGCGAGCUCAUCACCCCCGUGGCCCCUGCCAAGCUUGUGAGCGAGGUCGAGCAGGGAACUGGCCUCGAGAGCCUCGGCCCUGAGAGCGACGCCAUCAUCUUCUUCACAUCGGGCACCACCUCGCUCCCCAAGGCUGUCCUCACCACUCAGCGUGGCACCCUCUCGCACGUCAUCUCGGCAUCCAUCCCGACUGCCCGUGCCAUCAUGCGCGCCGGUGGCGACGUUGAGACUGCCAGGAAGUCGCACAACCCUCCUCCUGAGCAGGGCGUCGCUCUUCUUGCUGUCCCCCUCUUCCACUGCACGGGAACGCUUGCUUGGCUCAUCCGUGCCUUCCUCAUGGGCCACAAGAUGGUGUUCAUGCGUUACUGGAGUGUCAAGGAGGCAGUCAAGCUCAUGCAGGACGAGAAGAUUCGCGUCAUCGGUGGUGUCCCGGCCAUUGUUACUGCGGUCAUGCAGUCGGGCCUCCUCCCCACCGACCACGAGAUUCUCGGUGUCAACUACGGCGGAGCCCCUCCUCCCCAGCGUCUCGCCGCCGAGAUCAAUUCGCGUUGGCCUGCCGCCAGCAUCACCCACGGCUACGGUAUGACCGAGACCAACGGCCAGCAUGCUGCCAUUGUUGGCCAGGACUAUGUCGAACGUCCAGAGUGCGUCGGCAAGACCCAGCCCGUCUCCGACAUCAAGAUUGUGGACCCCGAAACUUUCAAGGAGGUUCCUGCGGGCACGAUGGGCCUUCUGUUUGCCCGCGGACCCAACCUCAUGAAGGAGUACGUCAAGAACCCCAAGGCUACUGCCGAGGCCAUUGACGACGACGGUUUCCUGAACACGGGCGACAUGGCCAUUGUCGACGAGCACGGCUGGGUCCACAUCCGUGACCGCGCCAAGGACGUUAUCAUCCGUGGCGGCGAGAACAUCGCGUCCGCCGAGGUUGAGAACGCCAUCUACGAUGACAAGCGCGUCGCUGACGCCGCGGCCGUCCCCAUCCCUGAUAAGGUGCUCGGCGAGCUGGUCGGUGUGGCCGUCACCCUCGCACCUGGCGUCCACGCCACUGGCGAGGAGAUCAAGGCGGCCGCCGAGCGCAAGCUGCGCUACCCUGCCCGCCCUGUCAUUGUCGUCGUCAGCCAGCAGCCGCUUCCCCGCAACGCCAACCAAAAGAUCCUGAAGGACCAGGUCAAGACGUUUGUUAUUGAGGCGUACAACAAGAAGAUGGCGGAGGCACCCAAGGCCAAGCUUUAG
Molecule: messenger RNA, 1830 nt
Organism: Apiotrichum porosum
Lineage: Eukaryota; Fungi; Basidiomycota; Tremellomycetes; Trichosporonales; Trichosporonaceae
Exons: 7
Coding region: 1-1830 (609 amino acids)
Biological process (GO): secondary metabolic process
Molecular function (GO): CoA-ligase activity
Source: RefSeq, a predicted model, not a curated record